AUGGUAUCCAAAUUUGCAAAAGUUUGCAAAUUGAGAUCCAUUGGUGUCUUCUCCAAUGACCACCACUAUCAACACAACCUCAUUGGCAACAAUGAUGGCUCAUCGAUGGGUGAAGAUAGUAGUGAUGCCACUGAGGAAACAGAAUUUGAUGGCGAGAAAAUCCAUCCUCAACCUGUUGUAGUUCCAAGCAAAAGCAACAUGUAUGGUGACAAGGAUAUUGUAAAGUUGUUUGACACGGUUUCUGCCUUGAAACUAGCUUAUGUUCAGCUUCAGGAAGCACAUGUUCCCUAUGAUCCGGAUAAGAUUGUGUCUGCUGAUGAACUUGUCGUGGCUCAGCUUGAAGCACUUUGUAAGUCCAAGAAGGUAUUUAAGGAGAAGCAAUUUUCAAAAACCAAGCUUGACUCCUCAAGGUUUGCCUCUCUGCGAUCAGAAACUGAUGUUAUCGAGAAGCUUUUAGAGAAACUGAAGUCCCAAGAUAGAGAUAAAGAUGCUGAGAUUGUACGCCUGCGACAAGAACUCCUUGAUUUGGAUGCGGGGAAUGCAGUAUUGGUUGAGAAGAUUAGGGAGAAAAGUUUGGAGAGAAGGAAUGUGGCGAUUUUGAAUGUUGCCAUGUUUGAGGAUACGUUCAAACGAGCUUCGAAGGCCAUUCAUGACUUUGCGAGGCCAAUAAUUAGCUUGAUGCAAGCUUCAGGAUGGGACUUGCACCUGGCAGCGAAUUCGAUUGAAAAUGGGGUUCUUUAUGCUAAAAGAUCAGAUAAGAAGUACGCAUUUGAAGCCUACAUUGCACGAAGAAUGUUUAAUGGGAUGACACUUGGAUCCUAUGAUGUGGAUGAUGUUUUACGGUUUGAUGAUCCUAUUGAUUCUCUGAUAGCUAAUCCAAAUCCAGGAUUUGGCAAUUUCUGUGGGGAAAAGUACAUGCUUGUUGUUCAUCCCAUGAUGGAGAUGUCUUUCUUUCGGAAUUUAGACCAGAGGAUGUUCAUAUUGAGUGGCAAGCAUCCAAGGACUCCAUUCUAUCAAAUAUUUGCAAGAAUGGCAAAGUGGAUUUGGAUUCUUCAAGGAAUCGCGACCUCAAUUGAUCCCAAUGCACAAAUAUUUUCUGUGCAUAGGGGAAGCAAAUUCUCAGAUGUUUACAUGGAACCUGUUCAAGAGAACAAGGAAGGUGUGAUUGUGUCCGAGGGAGAACAAUCUAACUUCAAAGUUGAGUUUAUGGUCAUGCCUGGGUUCAGAAUUGGAAGCACAUUUGUGAAGUCUCGGGUUUAUCUUUCAGAAACGAAACAGCCUGCCGGAACAUAA
This is a messenger RNA of Populus nigra (black poplar), 1293 nucleotides long. RefSeq names its product protein GRAVITROPIC IN THE LIGHT 1. The transcript has a single exon. Lineage: Eukaryota; Viridiplantae; Streptophyta; Magnoliopsida; Malpighiales; Salicaceae. Bases 1 to 1293 code for a protein of 430 amino acids. Gene Ontology annotation, biological process: response to red or far red light; negative gravitropism. The record is from RefSeq and is a predicted model, not a curated record.